AUGUUCAUUCCAAACGUUCCUGUCAUAGCAACUCAUUUAGGUAAAUGGGUUCGCAUUAGUCCUCAUAAUUUGAAAGACAUGCAAUUCAGACUUGUUGACUUUCAGGGCGAGCCUGUAGAACUGAAGGCACCAGUGCGAAUGACUGUUGAAGUUGACUUUUUAGAAAAUAUUAAAUGCAACAGCUUACAAGAGAACUCAGAGCUAAAAAUAUAA
This is a messenger RNA of Trichomonas vaginalis G3, 213 nucleotides long. RefSeq lists its product as uncharacterized. NCBI's taxonomy places the organism in Eukaryota, Parabasalia, Trichomonadida, Trichomonadidae. The transcript has a single exon. Bases 1 to 213 code for a protein of 70 amino acids. The record is from RefSeq and is a predicted model, not a curated record.